AUUUACUUUCCCCCAAUGGCACAGCGCCACGUCCUUCAUUCUUACCACUUCCAAUUUCUUCGUUCCUUCUACUCUCUCUCUUUCUCUCUCUUUUUUUUGCUUACACCUGCCAUUCUUCCUUUCGUUCUACAGUGUAAAACUGGUGUUAUUUUGUUCGGACUGUCUCCACCUGCUUUUAUCAUCUCCCCCCAUCUUCCAUUUAGUUUUGCUUUUUGCCUUGCAAAUCCUGAAUGCUAUAUAAAGGAGUCGCAUAAAGCAGAAUCAGAAUCCGGAUUUGAACAAAACAUGAAGGCGCACGCUCUGCUCGCUCUACUGUUUAUUUACAGCGUACACGGUCUUCAGAAUCCUCUGAGAGACUUAGGUACGCUGAUUGGUCAAGAGGAAAACAAUCUCGAUCCUAAAGACGAGCUGGUGACGAAUCCGGAAAACGUAAAAGCGCCGGAUGAAAGCCUGGAGCACACGCAACGUGACCUGGACAAUCGAGUAUUCUUCUUCCUUUACACGAAAGACAAUCCGAUCGAAGGACAGCGAUUGUAUGUCGGCGACGAUGAUGCACUGCAGAAGAGCAACUUCAACUUUAGCAGACCUACGAAAUUUGUCACCCAUGGAUGGAUAAACACUGUGAAAGAUGGCGCGGUCGCUUUGGUUCGCGAUGCUUACUUGCAGCAUGGCGACUACAACGUCGUUGGAAUCGACUGGGGUGCAAUCUCAUUCACGCCAUACGAAUGGGCCAGCUCUCGCGUUGUGAUGGUCAGCAAAUACUGUUCCGCCUUCAUCGAUUUCCUUCAGCAAAAAGGAUUGGAUUUAUCGCAAGUGACGAUUGUCGGUCACUCGCUUGGUGGCCAAAUAGCCGGAUUGACGGCACGUUACAUUGAAGGUCACGUGGACCUCGUUAUUGCUUUAGAUCCAGCUCUCCCGAACUUUCAGCUUGCUGGGCCUGGCAGCAGGGUAGCUCGCGGGGACGCAAGAUACGUGGAGGUGAUUCACACGAACGCCGGCGUUUUUGGUUACUCGGAGGCGAUCGGCGACAUCGAUUUCUAUCCUAAUGGCGGUGGUCUACAAGCAGGCUGCAAGACCGAGACCUGCUCUCACCUGAGAGCGUUCAAGUAUUUCGCGGAGUCUAUUAACAGCUCUGACUUCGUGGCGGUGGAAUGCAGCAGCUACUCCAAAUUCCGCAAUGGCGAAUGUAAGUCGAAUCGUAAGGUUUCCUUAGGAGGUGUCCAACCGGACUACAGUAUUAAGGGAAAAUACUAUUUGAGGACGAACGAAACCCCUAAGUACGCGCAGGGCGAUAUUUUACAAUAGAUUUACGGAGCACAAGAAACAGCUGUUUUAUAUUAGUUUAUAAAAGUAACAAUAAGA
Megalopta genalis is the source of this 1362-nucleotide messenger RNA. The record is from RefSeq and is a predicted model, not a curated record. Lineage: Eukaryota; Metazoa; Arthropoda; Insecta; Hymenoptera; Halictidae.